AUGCUUGUAAUCGGGUUAACAGGAGGUAUCGCCUGUGGGAAAUCAACAGUCUCUGAGAGACUUGAAAAAAGCUACCAUAUACCAAUUAUCGACGCUGACAAAGUUGCAAGAGAGAUAGUAGAACCAAACCGCGAUGCUUACAAGCGUGUGGUCCGCUAUUUUGGUGAUAAAGUGCCAGAUCUCAUUCUCGAAGACGGUUCCUUGAAUCGACCUGCCCUGGGAAAACAUGUAUUUGCAAACCAUUCCGACUUGAAAGUACUGAACGGAAUCACUCACCCCGCGGUUCGUUUUGAGAUCUUGAAGCAAAUACUACUGUCAUAUGUAAAGGGCAAAAAGAUGUGCGUCUUGGACGUUCCCCUGCUUUUUGAAAGUGGGCUGGACAAAUUUUGCGGGGUCACUGUAACGGUAGUAUGCAAGCAGGAUACGCAAAUCGAACGAAUACGGUCUAGAGCGCCUCAAAUCUCAGAGGAGGAGGCCAAAAAUCGCAUCAAAGCUCAAAUGACACAGGAGGAGAGAACACGACGUUCUGAUUAUAUUCUGGAAAACGACAGUUCGCCAGAAUUCCUAUUUGGUCAAGUCCAGUCUUUGAUCGGUAAGAUCAAACCAUCGUGGAUUCGGACCCUUUUGGAGUACUUCCCACCUUUUGCCUUUGUGAGCGGUCUAGCCGUUGUAAUGAUCAAGCAACUGCGCUCCAUGUAG
Lachancea sp. 'fantastica' is the source of this 699-nucleotide messenger RNA. NCBI's taxonomy places the organism in Eukaryota, Fungi, Ascomycota, Saccharomycetes, Saccharomycetales, Saccharomycetaceae. The record is from the annotation of a GenBank genome assembly.